AGGAGACGGAGCCGCGUCUCGCCUCCGCCUCCGUCUUCGUCUUCCUUACGCCGCGCCCGAGGCCUCGCCGAAACCCUAACCCCGAGUAGCCUGGUCGUCGGCCGCCGCGGGAGGGGUGGGGAGGGGGUCGGGAUGGGGAAGAAAAAGAAGCGCGUGGAGAAGGUGUUCUGCUACUACUGCGACCGGGAGUUCGACGAUGAGAAGAUCCUCGUGCAGCACCAGAAGGCCAAGCACUUCAAGUGCCACGUCUGCCACAAGAAGCUCUCCACCGCCGGCGGCAUGGCCAUCCACGUCCUCCAGGUCCACAAGGAGUCCGUCACCAAGGUUCCAAAUGCAAAGCCUGAGAGGGAAUCAACAGAGAUUGAGAUCUUUGGGAUGCAAGGGAUUCCUCCAGAUGUGUUGGCUGCCCACUAUGGAGAAGAGGAAGACCCUUCAUCGAAGGUAGCCAAAGUUGAAGUGCCGUCAAUAAGACCUCCUGUUAUGCCUAAUCCAGCAGGCAUGCUAUAUCCUCCACGACCGGCUUAUGGUGUAGCUCCACCUAUGUAUAACCCUGCACUGAAUCCAUUGAUGGCCAGGCCUCCAAUCUGGCCUGCUCCACCUCCACAACCUUGGUUUACACAACAAACAGCAGUUUCACUUCCUCAAAUGGCUGCUGGGCUUGCACCACAACAGCCUCUGUUCCCUAUUCAAAAUAUGGCUGCUCCUAUGACAUCAGCACCUGCAAAUUUACUUCAGACUUCGUUCCCUAUGGCCCCUGUUGGAGUACCUUCGCCUGUUGCUCAGGUGUCACAACCGUUGUUUCCUGUCAGCACUGCUGGAAAUGGCGCUGUAAGUUCCCCAUAUGUAGCAUCUGUUGCACCUGGAAGUAUCCCAGCAACCUCUCCAUCAGUUGCUCCUGCAGGAAUCGGAUAUGCAUCUAAUAACCAUGGAGGUCAAGCGACUGUACCUUCACCUGCUUCUAAUAAUAAAGCAUCAGCCACCCAACCUGGUGCGAAUGAAGUCUAUCUGGUCUGGGAUGAUGAAGCGAUGUCAAUGGAGGAAAGAAGGUUGUCGUUGCCCAAGUAUCAGGUGCAUGAUGAAACUAGCCAGAUGAAUUCCAUUGAUGCAGCGAUUGAUCGAAGAAUAUCAGAAAGUCGGCUUGCUGGACGCAUGGCCUUAUAAAACAAGCUGAGCGCAUGUUUGGUAAAUUGCUCUUGCGCAAUUCACUGACAUAUUCGCUCAUCUGGGCGAGCAUAGGAGUAGCUUCUAUAGUUGGCGACUCCCUGAUUUCUGUUCUCCAUUUAUUUAGCUAGUGACUGGAGGUACUGUGUGCAGUCAAAAGGAAUGUGUUGUUCUGACUCGGAAAGCUUUCAAAUAUAUCUUCCACCCGAGUGAAAAAUUUUAGUCUAGAAUCCAUUUUCCCAUUGUCACUUGAAAAAAAAAAUGAUUUGUUGCCAACUCUGGAGAUCUAGUGAUGAAUUAGCAGAAAUCCUUUCCCUUUUCUUCGGACUGUGACAUGAUGUGUAUUCACUAUAUCAAAUGAACACGAGCGCCUACUAAUAAUGUGUUGGUAUUAGUGCUAAGCAA
Molecule: messenger RNA, 1566 nt
Organism: Oryza brachyantha (malo sina)
Lineage: Eukaryota; Viridiplantae; Streptophyta; Magnoliopsida; Poales; Poaceae
Product: protein SUPPRESSOR OF FRI 4
Exons: 7
Coding region: 133-1161 (342 amino acids)
Cellular component (GO): nucleus
Molecular function (GO): DNA binding
Source: RefSeq, a predicted model, not a curated record